This is a messenger RNA of Lucilia cuprina (Australian sheep blowfly), 1082 nucleotides long. Its product is annotated as putative GPI-anchored protein pfl2. Gene Ontology annotation, cellular component: nucleus. Bases 72 to 941 code for a protein of 289 amino acids. The transcript has 2 exons. Gene Ontology annotation, molecular function: mRNA (2'-O-methyladenosine-N6-)-methyltransferase activity; RNA polymerase II C-terminal domain binding. Lineage: Eukaryota; Metazoa; Arthropoda; Insecta; Diptera; Calliphoridae. The record is from RefSeq and is a predicted model, not a curated record.
GCUUUAUAAUUUUCCUGCCAGAAUGGAAAAGUAUUUCCAAAUUGGAGGAAAAUAUUUACAAACGUCGUUCCAUGGUCGUUUUGGGUAUGGCCCAUGAAUAUCGUCAUGGUUAUCAGCAUAUUAUAGCAAAAAAUGAUGUCAAUGUCAAAUGUAUGCAGGGCACACAAGUGGUAUGGCUACAAAACAGUGCCGGUCAUGCACGUUGGGGACCUAAUGAAAAUCGUGUUGAGGCUUUACGUGAAGCAUUCCGACCACAAAGAGAUCGUGAGCGUGAACGUGAAAGACAAGCAGCAGCGGCUGCUUCUUCAUCUGGCUCUUCGAGUGCCUCGUCGCAGCCCUCGACAUCUUCACAGGCCUCAGCAAACUCUUCAAAUAUGAGCCACUCUACAUCAACAACAAUAUCAGCCACAACAAGUGGUGGUUCUACGCCUCAACAUCAACAAAUCUACACUACUAGCAAUAACACCACCAUGGGCUUUACACCCUCACCUUCGACCAUAACAACUACAUCGACCACACCCACUUGUCUGGCCUCUCCCUCAGGUGCUUCGACCUCUAGUGGUAUAUCAUCGAUAAGUUCUUAUGGUGGUGGUAAUCCUGGUAUGUCACCUUCUCCUUUAUCACCUCAUACACCACCAUCUAAUUAUCAUGCUUCAGCUUCACCAGCUCUAAGUCUACAAAGUGAUUGUUCUUCACCCUCCUCUUCAACAACUUCACUAUCGCCCGCACCCCUUUUGGAGAUGGCUGCUGGUAACAAUACAACAGCGACAAAUGUUUCCAUAACAGCAACGGCCACAACAUCGGGUACUUCAGCAGCAGCUGCCGCAGCAUUUGCUUCUCUGGUAGCGAGUGGUAAUGCUGGUGUUAAUAAUACUACUACAACAGCACCCGGUGCUAUAACUACUACAGCUCAACAAACUGUUAUCAAUUCAGCGGUUUAAAGUAAGUGUUACAAUGUCUCUCCCAAAAAGAAAAACUAAAAAAACAAUGAAAACACAAUAUUUUUGAGGUUAGUUUUUAUAAUACAUACAUAUGUAUAUUGAAAAUGAGGUUAGGUUUUUUAUAUAUAUUUUCUUGUUUUU